Messenger RNA from Truncatella angustata, 1938 nucleotides. RefSeq lists its product as uncharacterized. The transcript has 5 exons. The annotation marks the transcript as partial. The record is from RefSeq and is a predicted model, not a curated record. Gene Ontology annotation, molecular function: DNA-binding transcription factor activity, RNA polymerase II-specific; zinc ion binding; DNA binding. Lineage: Eukaryota; Fungi; Ascomycota; Sordariomycetes; Amphisphaeriales; Sporocadaceae. Gene Ontology annotation, biological process: DNA-templated transcription; regulation of DNA-templated transcription.
CAGUGCGAUGGCGGCCGUCCUUCAUGUUCGAAAUGUCGACGCGCCAGGGCUACCUGCGUAUAUGCGAGCGAUUCCGUUGUCGCCCAGAACGCACUAAAACGUAAUUUCAAAGAUCUACAGGACAAAUCCGGUACUCAGGUCGAGUUGAUCAACAUCCUGCGUACCAGAGACCAGCACGAUGCUCAUUCAGUCCUGCAACGGCUCAGGGCCGGAGAGAGCGUCGAUGCCUUGGUCAGAUUUAUCCAACAGGAACCGGACGCGAACCCAUUCACCAGCUCAAUACUAUAUCACAAGAUCUUCUACGACCAGAGCACCCCGGGCCCUCUAGCUCACGGUAAGAAUCCAAUCCAGGACAAGGACAGAAAGUAUGACUGGCCAUAUCAUGCGGCAGAGCUCGUGGAACCGUCUCUGGAAACGGUGCGCGCCUCUCAAUGGACCACCGUUACCGACUCGGAUGAUCUGGUUCGUACGCUUCUCAAAGCGUACCUGUACUUCGAUUUCCCGUUCAACUCGUUGUUCCAUAAAGACGCAUUUGUCGCCAGUCUAGUAACCGGACGAAAGACAUACUGUUCGUCCCUGCUCGUGAAUGCGGUCCUCGCAUGCGCUUGUCACUGUUAUCGUACCCCCACAAGUUCUACCGACUUUUGGUCUCCGAAAGAGCUGAUCUACCAAUUCAUGGCUGAAGCUCGACGACUCUGGGAUCGCGAGCAGUCACGAAACCACAUCACCACGAUACAAGCCGGCGCAAUUAUUGGAUACGUUCUCAAUUGCGAUGGCACAGACAGGAUCGGUGUUCGAUAUUUACAGCUAUCGAUCGAUAUGGCUCACGACAUGGGUAUAUUUUCGCACCAUGUCCGAUUGGAGGAUGAGCAGAGGCAAGCCGUCAUUGCGGCUACGGCUUGGGGCUUGUUUUGCAUGCAAGCCAGACAGAUGUUCCACAACCGCCAACCCCCCAUGAUUUUAGAGCCUCCUCGAGUCCCAAUGAAGGACAAACUGCAGCGACCUUACUUCUGUGAGUUAUGGGUGUUAUACCCUCAAGCACCGUGUCCGACCCGGGUCCAGCACAGUCUAGUCUUUAUAGCCAUGUGCGAAUUUUUCGUUAUUCUCAACAGCAUCGUCGCUCGGUGUUAUGGCGAGGGGAGACAUUUGGGACCCAUCACAUUUUCAGAGGCCUUGGGCUUUCGAGAGGAACUGCUCAAGUGGCAAAUUACUUUGCCUGAAGAGUUGCAGCCGGAUCGAGUUGUCUUCCCCGCACAUCUGAAGAUAUACAUGCAACUUUUUGUUUUGUUGAUCUUUCUCUUUGUCAGAUUCAAUGGCGUCGAGCACCCAGUCACGCAAAGUCACCCCAUCAGGCGAAAUUUCAUCUCUGCACAAGCCGUUGCGGCUUCUGCGAAGAACUCCCUUGAGUCACUCGUGCAUCUUUACUACGCUCGACAUAGCUUCGAAAGUUGCGACACGAUUAUGUUGGCGUAUCUUGAUCUCGUUGGUUUCGAUGCCCUCAGAGAACUCGGGACAACUAGUGGUCCGGAACGAACCUCCAAACUGUCUACCGUCGUCCUUUGUGCCAAAGGCUUACGGGACCAGGCGCGACAUUUCUAUAUAGCGGAAGUAGUAUUUUCCAUCCUCCGUGACUCGAUGUCGCCAGACGAUGCGCGCCAACUGAAACAAUUUGCAAGUAUCGACAAUGAGGAAAAAAGAAAACGGCUCAUGGCGGAGCACGUGUUCUCUCAUUACCUAUUGAACGCUGGUCUAGAUGAUGCCACACAACAAAAGAGACUUGAUGAGCUAGUGAAGAGUUAUGAAGUCCUGGAUCUGGACGAUCACGAUAUGAACGGCAUUGAUGGGACCAAUGGAAAUCAUCUUAUAGAUAGCCCGGACGAGAUAGGUACCCCGAGAAAUAGUCGCAGUCCUAGUUCGGACUAUCGAAUAAUACCAUAA